Molecule: messenger RNA, 1788 nt
Organism: Daucus carota subsp. sativus
Lineage: Eukaryota; Viridiplantae; Streptophyta; Magnoliopsida; Apiales; Apiaceae
Product: adenylate-forming reductase 06235
Exons: 1
Coding region: 9-1628 (539 amino acids)
Source: RefSeq, a predicted model, not a curated record
UAACAUCAAUGGAAGGAAAAAAUAUCACCAGAGUUUCAAGCUGUCGUGGUGUAGCAUUUGAAGCUAAAGCUUACGAAAAUAAUCAUAACGUUUUAACUUCAACCCAAUCCGAGAGGUGGAUUCGUGCAGCUACUUCAAUAUUUAAGGUGUUUCCAGGCUCCGAUUCCCCGAGAAGAUCAUCAGGCAGAUCGAGCAGUCACUUUUGCGAUCUCGAAUUCGAUGAAGAUGAAAACGACGAUUACAGCAUGUACUCGGGGGAUGCAAGUCCCCGAGACCUCGAAAACAAUCUGCAUGUAGUUGGCCAAGUUAGUUCCUACACUAAGUUGCCGAAACCUAAAAAAGAUAGACUAUCGGUGAUUCUUCGUGAUCAAAGCCUUUUCACAGCUUACAAGCGCUUGUUCCUUGUUACUCUCUCGUUAAAUAUCGUCGGACUUGCACUAGCCGCAAGCGGUUAUUAUACUUAUGCGAGACGAAAGCCAGCAGUUUUCGCCAUUGCGAAUAUCUUGGCCUUGACAUUGUGCCGAAACGAGGCCUUUUUAAGGUGUGUUUUCUGGUUCGCGGUUAAGUUAUUCGGGAGGGCAUCGAUUCCGCUCUGGAUCAAGACUUUGAUAACUUCAUUUCUUCAAUCACUCGGUGGAAUACAUAGUGGUUGUGGCGUCUCGUCUUUAAUUUGGCUUGUUUAUGCAAUUAUUCUCACCAUUCGGCACAGGGAAACCUCGUCCCUUUUGAUCAUCUCUGUAGCCUAUACUAUUCUGUUCUUGGUUUUGUUAUCUUCUCUCGCAGCUUUUCCUCUUGUCCGUCAUCUUCAUCACAAUGUUUUUGAGCGAACUCAUCGCUUUGCAGGAUGGUCAGCUCUUGUUUUAUUCUGGCUCUUUGUUGUUCUCACCCUUUCUUACGAACCUUCUUCAAAACUCUACAAUUUUCGCCUCUCGAGGCUUAUAAAAGCGCUAGAAUUCUGGCUGACCUUUGCCAUAACAGGUUUCAUAAUGUUACCCUGGCUAACAGUAAAACAAGUUCGGGUUAGCGUAUCAUCUCCUUCUGGUCACGCUUCAAUAAUAAAAUUUGAGGGCGGAGUGAAAGCUGGAUUGCUAGGAAGAAUCAGCCUAUCACCGUUCUCCGACUGGCAUGCGUUUGGAAUCAUUUCAGACGGUAAAGAUGAGCACAUGAUGUUAGCUGGUGCGGUGGGGGACUUCACCAUGUCACUAGUCUCCAACCCUCCAACCCAUCUUUGGGUUCGUACUUUUCACUUCGCAGGCUUGCCUUACUUGAUCAAUUUAUACCGAAGGGUUGUUUUAGUGGCCACGGGCUCUGGAAUAUGCGUGUUUUUAUCAUUUCUUAUGCAGCCUUCCACGAAAGAGGUGUGCCUAGUUUGGGUGGCCAAAGCGGUGGAACAAAAUUUUGGAAGUGAAAUUAUGAAAUGUGUGAGUGGAUAUCCGAAAGACAAGGUUAUUGUGCAUGACACAGGGGUGCUCGGGAGGCCUAAUGUGGCUGAGAUGAGCGUUGAUGCGGCGAAAAGAUGGAAAGCAGAGGUUGUGAUAGUCACAAGUAAUCCGGAGGGAAGCAGAGAUGUUGUCCGUGCAUGCAAGGCUUCUGGGAUACCUGCGUUUGGUCCAUUCUGGGAUUCCUAGUUUAUGAAACUCAUCUCGGCAGUAAAACUUUGUUCGGUCUGUCAGUAAAAUCUUCGAAAGGCCAUCGAAUCUGUUUAUGCAAUAAAAAGAAUGCUAGAUUUCUUGUUUGUAAUGAAGUUCUGUCAUUUUGUCUCAUCUUAUUCCGGGUGUGUUGGAAAUA